GCUGGAGGAGAUUGCCUGACCUGUCCUUCAGCGCGGGACUUUCGGCGGGUCCCAGCCGGGCCGACCCGAGUGCCUGCGGCGGAGACGGCAGUGGAGCCAGUAACGGCUGCAGUGGCCGUGGCGGGAGAAUUAUGUCAGAGCCGCAGCCGCGGGGCGCCGAGCGCGAUCUCUACCGGGACACGUGGGUGCGAUACCUGGGCUAUGCCAAUGAGGUGGGCGAGGCUUUCCGCUCCCUUGUGCCCGCGGCAGUGGUGUGGCUGAGCUACGGCGUGGCCAGCUCCUACGUGCUGGCGGAUGCCAUUGACAAAGGCAAGAAGGCUGGAGAGGUGCCAAGCCCUGAAGCAGGCCGCAGCGCCAGAGUGACAGUGGCUGUCGUGGACACCUUUGUAUGGCAGGCUUUGGCCUCUGUGGCCAUUCCAGGCUUCACCAUCAACCGCGUGUGUGCCGCCUCUCUCUAUGUCCUGGGCACUGCCACCCGCUGGCCCCUGGCUGUCCGCAAGUGGACCACCACCGCGCUUGGGCUGUUGACCAUCCCCGUCAUUAUCCACCCCAUUGACAGGUCGGUGGACUUCCUCCUGGACUCCAGCCUGCGCAAGCUCUACCCAUCAGUGGGAAAGCCCAGCUCCUCCUGACCACAUGCUGGUACCUGGCCUGUGCAUCGGCCUCCUCCUGCUUCAUGUCAAUCAACCUCCCACUCCUGCCAGGGGAUGUGGAUGCCUGACUCCCUGGGGUACAGAGACCCUGGCACCUGAGUGGUUUUGAGCCACAUGGAAGCUUAGAGACAAAAGCUUCAAGAAGCAGUGGCUGCAGUGAGUCACAGACAGGCAGGACCCGAACCCUGACUGCUUCCCUAGAAUCCAUGAUACUGACUGGAAAUGGACCCUGGGUGGGCCUGGCCCUGUCUUUUGACAGGAAAGUUACAUCCUCCCAUGGAGGAUGAGAGACUGAGGCUCAGGGAGGGCAAAGUAUAGGCCCAAGAUCGCUGGGCAAGCUGGGCACCCAGGUGCUUGAUGGAGUCACCCCACGGUGGCACAGCUGGACAAGGAGCAGCAGACAACUCAGGGAGAAACUCAGGAGUGCAGCAGCAGGGACACCUCAGGACAGAUUCUCAGGCCCUUCCCUGACCCAAUAAAUCCUGAAGAAGUUG
This is a messenger RNA of Sapajus apella (tufted capuchin), 1147 nucleotides long. It is a transcript of the gene MTFP1, whose product is annotated as mitochondrial fission process 1. Lineage: Eukaryota; Metazoa; Chordata; Mammalia; Primates; Cebidae. The record is from RefSeq and is a predicted model, not a curated record. Gene Ontology annotation, cellular component: mitochondrion. Bases 132 to 632 code for a protein of 166 amino acids. The transcript has 4 exons. Gene Ontology annotation, biological process: mitochondrial fission.